AUGGAAGGCUUUGUCAUACCACCUGCCUCUGAGGAAAUUAUUGAAAGUGAACCGGAGAGUUAUCGGGCCUCGGCCGAGUUGUAUUCUUACCUUGCGAACAUGGGCAACGUUUACGAAGACUACAGGUGGAGCUUUCACUCAGAGCAUGUCCAGCCUGCAGAUUUGGACCAUUUACCGUCCAGUCAUUUAACGGAACUUCAAUGCGUGGCUCCUCAGCCAAUUCAUCCUUACCGCUAUGGGGUUGAUGAUCAUCUUCACCUGGAUUCCCCUCUCACCGUGUUGCCACAAAUCCCAAACUACACCUCGCCGUUGUACUACCAGUACCAAAGUUCAGUCACGCCCGCCCACUACUAUUCAGAAGGGGAACAAAGAGGUGUCAGCCCCCCACUUGAGGUAUCAGAAGGCGAGGAUGCAUCAGAAUACCACAACCUGCCCUCACUCAAGAAAGACACAAACACCAGAAGGAAAAUCCGCUUGUACCAGUUUCUCUUGGACUUGCUAAAAAAUGGCAACAUGAGCGAUUCUAUCUGGUGGGUGGACCAAGAAAAGGGCAUUUUUCAGUUCUCCACCAAACACAAAGAAGCCCUGGCCAGUCAGUGGGGUGUCCAGAAAGGAAAUCGCAAAAUGAUGACCUACCAAAAAAUGGCUCGCGCGCUGAGGAACUACGGGAAAACUGGCGAGAUUCAAAAGGUGAAAAAGAAGUUGACCUACCAGUUCAGUGAGGAGGUUUUAAGGAGCUUCUACUCUCAACAGUAUGUUCACUGA
Nerophis lumbriciformis (worm pipefish) is the source of this 765-nucleotide messenger RNA. The record is from RefSeq and is a predicted model, not a curated record. NCBI's taxonomy places the organism in Eukaryota, Metazoa, Chordata, Actinopteri, Syngnathiformes, Syngnathidae.